CCGGCCGGUUCCGGAGCCAUCUGUCGGUCCGAUACGACAGCGGUCAGCUGCUCGCCUUGUGUAACGUUCAUUGAGUAACGUCGAAGCGAGAGGAGCGGCCAAAAGCAGGACUGCAGUGAGCAGGAGAAGUCAGUGCCACCGGAGACACGGUGAAGAGUGCGUGAGUUGCUGCUCAUUGUCGCGGAUGUUGUAUGAUAACAUGUGUCCGACGAUUGUGUGAGAGAUUUAAAAAAAUUGAAGCAUUUGGACUUGGGACAUCAACGGCACACGUCAUUAAUGUUCUUCAUGGCGCGUGUGAACUUGAAGAAAAAAUUGACUUCUCCUCAGUGAAAUAUGGCGAAAUAAUUCAGCUCAUCUGCGUAAUAUUUAAAGUAAUACAAGACCAAGGUAUAAUAACAGACGUUCAUUAACACGCUUACUAUAAUGUGGAGACACGUUUCUUACUCUCCUCGUACAAGUAGUUGGUGCGUCAGUUAGAGGGCAGAUUGCAUCAGCGGAGAAAGGCCAGAAUUACCCAGACGCAAAUAAAUUUCUUUAGACGCGUGUGUAGAAUUAUUUUUCAAGAAAAUUGAUGAUGAGAACCAUAUCGGAGAAACAAAGAUUUUGAUUACAGAAUAUUCUAGUUGAAAUCGCCAUCCAACUGGUAAAUUCUUUUACCUGCAUGUUUCUAUGGACAAUUUUAGGAAAUCCAUAUACACACCGGUUAUAUGAGCGAACUGCCUCUAUUGGCUGACUCAUCUUUCUCUCUUCCCCUCCACUGCAUUUGUAUUGCUUGAGUAUCCGGUUUACUAUUGUGUGUAACAUUUCUUUUGUUAACGACGUGGGCUGUUGCCCGUGCAUGUGCGUACAUGUCCGGAAUAGCCAUGCAGGUUCAUGCCUGUUAGCUGCUUGGUUGUUGUCAUACUCUGGAAAGGCAAUUUCCAUAUUUGGCGAACUUUCGAUAAUUGCUCUUUAUCAAGUCAGGCUCAGUGAACAGAAGCCUGACAGUAAAUAAUAGUAAACAGUAACGAUAAGUAACAAGAAAUGCAUUGUUGUUUAACUAGUAACAUUGACUUCCUAAGUGGAAAAAUAUACUAGGAGAAUGAUGUUAGUGUAAGUGGCAACAAUAAAAUGAAGAAACUAUUUGUGAUAAACUAGAAACAGAAGCUGUAAGAAGAACAUUAAUGUGCAUCAACAAGUAGAAGUUGCGUUGUGAUUUAACGAAAAGCUGAAAGAGAGGAGACGUUUUGUUGCCAUAUUGCUGCAGCUGGUGCUUUACCAGACGAGGGGCUGGCAUGCGUUGCGAAGGAUAUAUAAACAAGAUGUACAACUGAGCAGAUGUUCUUCCCAGUAUAGGGUAGGGAGGUUCGCGAAUAGGAUACUAUCCUAUGGUAGGUAAUAGUAAGAAUUCGAUAGGGAAGGGAACAUGAUAGAGAGAUAUGACCGAUUUGUACACAACGAAAUAAGGGGAACGCAAACAGAAGACGAGACGGGCAGGACUGUCACGGACAAGAUAUUAGCAGCUUCUGUGAUUGUGGUUUCUGUUGGAUCGUGCCAGAAUGGUUCGUAGCCUGGCCCAGUGGACCAAGACGCUGAGCUUCCCAGCUCGCAUCUCCCCACAAAAACAUCAGCAGCACCAAGUAACGGCGCCAAAGAGCGAAUGCCCCGUCAUCAGCGCAUCUACUGGCCCCAAUAAUACGACAGACAUUUAUCCAGACCCGGACUCAGAAAAAGCCAUCAUGGGCUCUGUGGUAUAUUGCAUCCACCACAAAGAAGGCUGUAAGUGGACGGGGGAGCUGCGGAAACUAAAGGCUCAUCUUAACACAUGCAAGCAUGAUGCUGUUCCAUGCACCAAUAAAUGUGGGGCGCAGAUUCCACGUGUCCUCAUGGAGGAUCAUCUUAAGUAUACAUGUCCACAACGGCGGGCGAGGUGCGAAUUUUGCGGCAAGGACUUCACUGGCCACACACUUGAGAAUCAUUCGGGCAGUUGUGGCUUUGAGCCAAUAUACUGUGAAAACAAGUGUGGCAUGAAGGUUCAGAGACGACAUCUCACACAACACAAAGCGGCAGAGUGCUCCAAGCGUCUGGUGCCUUGUCGGUAUUGCAGCAAGGAGUUCGUUGCUGAUACCCUACAGGUGCAUCAUACAAAGUGCGGUCGCUUUCCAGUUGCUUGCCCCAACCAAUGUGAUGCUUCCAUUUUGGCACGGGAAGACCUAGAUCUACACCUUAAGGACCAGUGUCCUGUAUUUGGCAUAUGCUGUCCUUUCAGAGAUGCUGGUUGUAGGUUCAAGGGGAAUCGUUACGCUCUGGAGAAGCACGUUGAUGAGAACACAAAGCAUCACCUUGAACGUAUGUGUUUUGUGGUCUCCAAACAGCAGCAUCAGAUUGCCAGUCUCAAGAGCACCCUCUCUCGGAUGUCUCUUAACUAUUCAGGAACACUCAUUUGGAAGAUUAGUGACUACACAUCAAAAUUGGCUGAAGCAAAAACAAAGGAAGGAAUGGAAUUAGUCAGUCCACCUUUUUACACUAGUCAAUAUGGAUACAAGUUGCAGGCAUCUGUGUUUCUCAAUGGCAAUGGUGCAGGAGAGAACUCUCACAUUUCAACAUACAUCAAGAUUCUACCUGGCGAAUACGAUGCUCUGUUGCGCUGGCCUUUCUCCCACUCUGUGUCCUUCACUCUCUUUGAUCAGUCAAGUGUUCCUGAGAAUGCCUGUAACAUUGUUGAGAGCUUCAUACCGGAUCCAACAUGGAAGAACUUUCAGCGCCCAAGUAAGGAACCAGAUUCAUUGGGUUUUGGUUUCCCUCGAUUUGUGUCACAUGAAAUGCUGAAAAAGCGGAAUUUCCUCAAAGAUGACACAAUGUUUAUUAGAGUGAAGGUUGACCCCAGCAAGAUUGUGGCUGUAUAAAUUCAUGUCUGUAACUCAUUAAGCAUUCCUGCCAUAUUACAUUCAAACAGUCCACACUUCAUAUCACUGAAGUAUUGAGAGCACAUUAUUAAUGUGAUACUCUCAAGACUCAACCUAUAACUGGAUUAUACAGAGUGGCCCAGAAGUCACUCCACCUAAAACAUUCUCUUGUAUGAAAAGGAAUGUUCAGAUUUAAACCUGCCAGUCAAUUUGUAGAAUGGUAUCACAGCAUUAUGAAGUUUGCAUUGAACACUGAGGAAAUUCAGCAGGUAAUAAGAAAUUUCUAACUUACUUUACUAUACAUUUUACUAACCAGUUAACUGAAUUUUGGGUCCACCUGUGCACUGCAGGUUUUAACAAUUUGGCAAACUGAUGCUUGGAACUGUAAUAUUAUGAUCCAUGUAACUAUGGCCCUCUACCUGGAAUCAUAAGAAUAUGUUUCAGUGAUUUACUUUUUUGUAUAUUUAUACUAUGCAGUGUACAUGCAACAGAUCUCUGUAUAACCACCCUCCCCCCACAGAAUAAAGAAAAUCUGUUUGUCUUGAUAAUAUACAUUUACACAAACUAAACAGUAUGAUGCCUCCUUAAUAUGUAUAUGGGGAUUACAAGUGUAUAGAUUUUAGGACAAUUAUGAAGAUGAAAAGUGUGAAAAUUUGGAAUUUUAUUAGGAUCGCCUUGUGAAUGGAGAAUACUGCAGUGAGGAUAGACCACACUGUUAACCUUCUGUAGCUCUAGAAAGAAUGUGUUAGUAAGAACUGUUAUUUGUAUAUAUGUAUAUACAAUAAUCAUCACUGCAUUUACUGACGUCAUGCAGCAAGUUUUACAGCGAAUCUCAAACUGCAAUGUAUUUUCAUGGAACUACCAAAAGUUAAAUAAGCCUGAGUGAUAAUAAAAUAGCCAAAGAUUAUGAGGCUGGGAAACAAGCAUUUAUGUGUAAGUUAGGUCAGUUGUAUUUCAUGUUGUAACAUUCAGAAAGUAGAAAGCUGAUUCAGAUGCUGGAUUCACAAUUGUAAAUGGGGUUACGUAUUUCUCUAACACACACCUCCAUCUUUCAGGCUCCAUAGUGAAAUUCUGGCCCUGGCCUCCUUGACCACAGCACUGCAUAAGGUUGUCAACCUUUCUGCAACUCCAGUUAGUAAUACCUUCUGGUUUUCUGAAGUCCUGAAGAUAUCCAGCCACCUCACACUUCAUCUGCUGAGUCCUGUUUGCCAUUAAUGCUUAUUAUAAAGGUUAAUGUGUUAGCAUGCCCA
Molecule: messenger RNA, 4135 nt
Organism: Cryptotermes secundus
Lineage: Eukaryota; Metazoa; Arthropoda; Insecta; Blattodea; Kalotermitidae
Gene: Traf4
Product: TNF receptor-associated factor 4
Exons: 9
Coding region: 1539-2885 (448 amino acids)
Biological process (GO): protein K63-linked ubiquitination; regulation of apoptotic process; positive regulation of JNK cascade
Cellular component (GO): plasma membrane signaling receptor complex
Molecular function (GO): protein binding; zinc ion binding
Source: RefSeq, a predicted model, not a curated record